Centruroides sculpturatus (bark scorpion) is the source of this 1395-nucleotide messenger RNA. RefSeq names its product probable peroxisomal membrane protein PEX13. The record is from RefSeq and is a predicted model, not a curated record. Lineage: Eukaryota; Metazoa; Arthropoda; Arachnida; Scorpiones; Buthidae. The transcript has 2 exons. The coding region runs from base 184 to 1395 and encodes 403 amino acids.
CGUCGAUUUCGCACGUAAAAAAGGAUCGUCUUUUGAUAACGUGGUGCAGUCGAUGCGAGUUGGAAGUAGAUUUAUGCGAAGGGAGUACACGAUUCAGGUAAGAGAUUAAAGCUUCGUAUUCGGAGUUUAAGAUAGAUCUUUCGAGUAGAGAUUUCUGAUUCCAGCCGUUUGUUCUAGGUGAAAAUGUUGUGGAAUUUAUUAAUAUUCGGCUUAAUAGCCAACGUGUUUGCCGCAUCUUCCAAGCGAGACGAUUACAGUAGUAGUAGCAGUAGUGGAAAUAGCCAGUCUGUUAGUUUCCCAUCUUCCUCGUAUAGCAGUAGUAAUAGUGGGAGCAGUGGGUACACAAGUGGUUCUAGCAGCUACGGAAGCGCGGGUUCACCAACUUAUACCAGCGGAUCUAGCGGUUACAGCAGUGGUUCUAGUGCAUACGGCACCGGUUCUUCUUCCUAUGGUACCGGCAACAAAGCAUACAGCAGUGGUGGUUCUCCCGGAUACGCUAGUAGUUCCACGUCUACAGGAAGUGUUUCUUCUCAGCCAGCAUCUCAAGGGAAUCUUUACUAUUACUACUACCCCGUUCAGCAGAAACCUCAAGAUGGUAGCAGCUAUGUAGCUCAGGGUUCCUCUUCGGCAGGAUCAUAUUCAUCAUCAACUGGAGAAGAUAAUUAUGAUAGUGGUUCCAGCGCCGCUGUCGCUUAUGGAAAUCAGGUAGCGGCUGCCGGAAAUGGAGAUUAUGAGGCUCAAGAAUCGAAUUAUAACGGAGCAGUUAGUCCCUUAGAUGCUAAUUAUGGAACAGCUAGCUUGGGAAGCCUUGGAGGAUUUAACGCUGGAAGUUUCGGAUCGAAUGGCUUAGUUGGAGGUGGAGGAUACAACUCUGCAGCUUCUGCUCAAGUUGGAUACGUAGCAUCCGCACCUGGAGUAGGAUACGGCAGUGGAAGCUAUGGAAAUAAUUUAGUCGGUUACCCAGCAAGCUACGGAGCUGGCUAUGGUUACCCACAAUCUCCAGAAUUUAAUGGAGGAAAGAGGUUUGGCUUAAGUUCUCUGAUCAUGCCAAUGCUGGCUCUGGCAGGUUUAGGACUAUUGAUACCCACUGUAACUAGUUUAGGAAGUAGAACCAAGAAAACCAAGAGAUCUCUGAACGACCCUACGUCCUUCUCGAGCAUAGGAGAAAGGCUAGAUCGAUAUUUGGCAAUCUACAGAUCUGCAACAGAGAGCGAAGAGUGUAUCAGUAGAAUCAUAUGCGAAUUAGGAAAUACAAUGACCGACGUAACAGGGAAAUCCACGAUUCUGACCAUCUUAGAAAAGGUGGUUCCAAGUUGGAUGAAACAGAAAAUGGGUGUUUUUAAAAACGCAGUCCUAUCCAGAGAUGCAGGAAAAUGUCGGAAGUAUAAAUGCUGA